Echinococcus granulosus is the source of this 720-nucleotide messenger RNA. RefSeq names its product Alpha-endosulfine. The record is from RefSeq and is a predicted model, not a curated record. Gene Ontology annotation, molecular function: protein phosphatase inhibitor activity. Gene Ontology annotation, cellular component: cytoplasm. Bases 1 to 720 code for a protein of 239 amino acids. Lineage: Eukaryota; Metazoa; Platyhelminthes; Cestoda; Cyclophyllidea; Taeniidae. The transcript has 4 exons.
AUGGAAGGCGGCGGUCAUCCGGCUACUGUACAGGAAAAAACACCUGAACAAGUCGCAGAGGAGAAACUAAGGGCGAAAUACCCCAAUCUUGUUGCUCAGGGACCAUCAAUUUUACAAAAACGUCUUAAUCGUAACGUGAAAUAUUUCGACUCAGGUGAUUAUAACAUGGCCAAAGCUCGAUGUAAUAACUCCCAGAAGGCUGGAAUGCUCAAGGCCAAUCCAACCUCAUCGUCUGUAAUUCCGGACGUUCCUGCCGAUGUAAUCGCUGCUCAACAAACGGGUGAUACGAUUCCCACACCUGAGAAUGUUCCAGCGGUGCGCAAAAAGGCUGUAGAGUUGCAGCAUGAGCUCCACCACCAUAGUCAUUCGAGUGCUGCUGCCACUCCCUCCACCAGUGCUGCCGUGACCACUACCAUUACCCAUCCCAUCUCUUCAUCCCUUGGCUCACCCACUUGCCCCGUCACUAAGUCGAUCUUGGCUCCCGCCAACCCAGCGGUGGUUUCUAACAUUCGUUUCCCGGUGUCUUUCGUUGCCAUGAUUCUGACCACGCACCGACAAGUUGGUGGUCACUUCGCGGAGCAGGAUAACAAGCUUUUCAGUGGUCGGGGCGAUGCAUUUUCGAUUCGCUAUGAGCACAUUCCAUCUCCUAAUAUGUUCAUCUUUUGCUACCGCAUAUCAAGCAGUCUUGAUGUUCUUGACAAAGCUCUGAUAUACAUGUAA